GCCGAGCUUCGUUCGUCUCGCUGACACCAAGACCUGCCCAACGCCAUUAGUGAUGGUUCACGCAUAGUGGACAGUACCUAUUGAACCACAAAAGAAACGUGUGAUUGGAAGACGCUGUCAACAUGUCGAAUGCCACGCCUAAUAACAUCGACUUGUCGCCGUGGAGCGAGCCCGCGUGGCUGCACGGGAUCGCGUCGCCCUACUACACAGAAUCCCAUCAGCAGUUGCAGCGUGCUCUGCGGGCUUACAUCGACGAGAACAUCAGACCAUACGCAUUGGACUGGGCGAGAGAAGGAGGCGCCCCUCGCGAAGUGGCCACGCAAUGGCACCGCUCGGGGUUCGCAUUGACAGACGUUCCAUCCAAAUAUCGCCCGUGCGGCGCUCCUCAUCCAGCCGGAAUCCACGUUGACCAUCUUGAUCCGUUGCACCUGCUCAUUGCUACCGACGAGUCCUCUCGAGUGCAAGGCGGAGUCUUUACAAGUAUUGCUGGUGCUAACGUGAUUGGGAUUCCGCCCGUCAUUCAUCAUGGGAAUGAAGAGCAGAAGCAGGAGUGGCUCCCGGGACUCUUCAACCUGAAGACAAGCUUCUGCCUCGGGAUCACCGAGCCUACAGCUGGUUCGGAUGUGUCAAACAUUCAAACCACCGCGCGUCGUUCGUCUGAUGGCAAGUUCUACGUGGUCAACGGAUGGAAGAAAUGGAUCACAGGCGCGCCUUGGGCCACGCACAUGACCACGGCAGUGAGGACGGGCGGCCCAGGCAUGAAAGGCAUUUCCGUACUCGUCAUUCCACUCGACUCGAAGGGCGUCUCACAUCGACGAAUCCUCAAUAGUGGUCAAGAAGGAGGAGGCGCAUCGCUGGUGGAGCUGGACCAGGUGCACGUUCCGACUCGCAAUCUUCUUGGCCGAGAGGGGGACGGCUUCAAAAUCAUCAUGCGGAAUUUCAAUCGCGAACGCUUUGUGAUGAGCGUGGGCUGCAACCGACAAGCACGCACGUGUCUCAGCGUCGCUUUCGACUAUGCCAACAAACGCGAGACGUUUGGCAAGAAGCUCAUCGACAACCAGAUCAUCGCCAGCAAAUUCACCAUCAUGGCCCGAUACGUGGAGUCGCACUGGGCUUGGCUGGAGCAGAUUGCCUACGCCGUACAGAAGUCAGCGCAAGGCUGGCAAGACCCCGACAUCGCGGGCCGGAUAGCUCUCGCCAAAGUGCAAGGCGGCAGGCUGCUCGAAAUGGCGAAUCGAGAAGCACAGCAAGUCCUCGGCGGAGCAGGGUAUCAACGAGGUGGCCCCGGUGCGGUCGUGGAGCAGAUUAGUCGUGAUCUGCGUAUGAUGGUCGUGGGGGGAGGGUCGGAGGAGAUCAUCUCGGAUCUGGCGGUGCGGCAAGAGACGAUGCUGGCUAAACGGAGAGGAUGGAAGCUGUGAGAAUGGAAUGUGGAAGGGGGCAACACGAUGGCCAUGUAGCCUUAGAAGGCAUACUCGGCGACAGUAUCAUUGUUUUGGCGCCGGCGAUCAACCUGUCACCCACGACACUAUUUGAGACCCGCCAAACCUUGUCGCGAAUCGAAGUCCCUGCGAACCCAUCGGGAAAUAGCUGAUUGCGUACCAGGCCAAUGCAACAAGCUGGAUGACGGCAGAAAUCAACGUCAGUAGCUUGCUGCGAAGCUGAGGUGGCAAAGCAGAUUAGUGAAUGAUAUUCGUGGCAGGAUUGCGAUCCAUGAAGGAGCACCUA
Messenger RNA from Neohortaea acidophila, 1725 nucleotides. RefSeq names its product acyl-CoA dehydrogenase/oxidase. The coding region runs from base 123 to 1418 and encodes 431 amino acids. NCBI's taxonomy places the organism in Eukaryota, Fungi, Ascomycota, Dothideomycetes, Mycosphaerellales, Teratosphaeriaceae. Gene Ontology annotation, molecular function: flavin adenine dinucleotide binding; oxidoreductase activity, acting on the CH-CH group of donors. The transcript has a single exon. The record is from RefSeq and is a predicted model, not a curated record.